Peromyscus californicus insignis is the source of this 8077-nucleotide messenger RNA. RefSeq names its product WNK lysine deficient protein kinase 2 (gene Wnk2). Bases 119 to 6823 code for a protein of 2234 amino acids. Gene Ontology annotation, biological process: intracellular signal transduction; negative regulation of sodium ion transport; monoatomic ion homeostasis. The record is from RefSeq and is a predicted model, not a curated record. Gene Ontology annotation, cellular component: cytoplasm; cytosol. The transcript has 29 exons. Lineage: Eukaryota; Metazoa; Chordata; Mammalia; Rodentia; Cricetidae. Gene Ontology annotation, molecular function: chloride channel inhibitor activity; potassium channel inhibitor activity; ATP binding.
ACCCCGCCCCAGCGCAACGCGGCCUCGAGAGCGGACUCCGGCCCCGGAGCGCGGCCUCGCCCGCCUCGCUCGCCCGGAUCCCCGGGCUGCGGGCAUGGACAGCGCCCGCUCGCCCUAGAUGGACGGCGAUGGCGGCCGCCGAGACGCCCCCGGCGCGCUGAUGGAGGCCGGGCGCGGCACGGGGUCGGCCGGCAUGGCGGAGCCGCGGGCGAGGGCGGCGCGGCUCGGGCCCCAGCGCUUCCUGCGGCGCAGCGUGGUGGAGUCGGACCAGGAGGAGCCGCCGGGCCUGGAGGCGGCCGAGACGCCGAGCGCGCAGCCCCCACAGCCCCUGCAGCGCCGGGUGCUUCUACUCUGCAAGACGCGCCGCCUCAUCGCGGAGCGCGCCCGGGGCCGCCCCGCCGCCGCCGCCGCCGCCGCCGCCGCCGCGCCCGCGCCUGCCGCACCCGCAGCGCCUCCCGGCUCUCCGGGUGCCCCCUCGGACCCCGGUCCGGAGCGAGCUGGCACGCAGGAGCCCAGCCCAGAUCCCACCACCGCCUCAGCCGCAGCCGAGCCGCUCCCCGACGGCGGCCCGCGGCAGGAGGAGGCGCCAGCCCCAACACCGGAGGACGCUGGAGCCAGCGAGGCGAAGCCCGAGCCCGGGCGCGCACGCAAGGAUGAGCCUGAGGUGGAGGAGGACGAUGAGGACGACCUCAAGGCCGUGGCCACCUCCCUGGACGGCCGCUUUCUCAAGUUCGACAUCGAGCUGGGCCGAGGCUCCUUCAAGACGGUCUACAAGGGGCUGGACACGGAGACCUGGGUGGAGGUGGCAUGGUGUGAACUGCAGGACCGGAAGCUCACCAAGCUUGAACGGCAGCGGUUCAAAGAGGAGGCGGAGAUGUUGAAAGGCCUGCAGCACCCCAACAUCGUGCGCUUCUACGACUUCUGGGAGUCCAGCGCCAAGGGCAAGCGCUGUAUCGUGCUGGUAACGGAGCUGAUGACCUCGGGGACCCUGAAGACGUACCUGAAGCGGUUCAAGGUGAUGAAGCCCAAGGUACUGAGAAGCUGGUGCCGGCAGAUCCUGAAAGGCCUGCUGUUCCUGCAUACAAGGACACCCCCCAUCAUUCACCGAGACCUCAAGUGUGACAACAUCUUCAUCACGGGACCCACUGGCUCUGUGAAAAUUGGUGACUUGGGCCUGGCCACCCUUAAAAGAGCAUCAUUUGCCAAAAGUGUGAUAGGUACCCCUGAGUUCAUGGCGCCUGAAAUGUAUGAGGAGCACUACGAUGAGUCAGUCGAUGUCUACGCCUUCGGGAUGUGUAUGCUGGAGAUGGCCACCUCAGAGUACCCCUAUUCGGAGUGCCAGAACGCCGCCCAGAUCUAUCGCAAGGUCACCUGUGGCAUCAAGCCGGCCAGCUUUGAGAAGGUGCAUGAUCCUGAGAUCAAGGAGAUCAUCGGAGAGUGCAUCUGUAAGAACAAAGAGGAAAGGUAUGAGAUCAAGGACCUGCUGAGUCACGCCUUCUUCGCGGAAGACACGGGCGUCCGGGUGGAACUUGCAGAGGAGGACCACGGCAGGAAGUCUACCAUAGCCCUGCGGCUUUGGGUGGAAGACCCCAAGAAGCUGAAGGGCAAGCCCAAAGACAAUGGAGCCAUAGAGUUUACCUUUGACUUGGAGAAGGAGACCCCCGACGAGGUGGCCCAGGAAAUGAUUGAUUCUGGAUUCUUCCAUGAGAGCGAUGUGAAGAUUGUGGCCAAGUCCAUCCGUGACCGGGUAGCACUAAUCCAGUGGCGGCGUGAGAGAAUCUGGCCUGCGCUACAGUCUCAGGAGCCAAAGGACUCGGGCAGCCCUGACAAGGCCAAGGGUCUGCCAGCACCCCUGCAGGUCCAGGUGACCUACCAUGCACAGAGUGGGCAGCCUGGACUGCCAGAACCUGAGGAGCCUGAGGCUGACCAGCAUCUCCUGCCCCCUACGUUGCCAGCUAGCGUUACCUCCUUAGCCUCGGACAGCACUUUCGACAGUGGCCAGGGCUCCACUGUGUACUCCGACUCCCAGAGCAGCCAGCAGAGCAUGGUGCUCAGCUCCCUCGUGGAUACAACUCCAACCCCAGCCUCGUGUGUGUGCAGCCCCCCUGUGACUGAGGGGCCUGGCCUGACCCACAGCCUGCCUGCACUAGGGGCCUUCCAGCAGCCGGCCACUGUGCCUGGCCUGUCAGUGGGCCCUGUGCCUCCCCCUGCCCGCCCUCCACUCAUCCAGCAGCAUUUUCCAGAACCUUCCAUGAGCUUCACUCCUGUGCUACCACCGCCCAGCACGCCUGUGCCCCCGGGCCCAAGUCAGCCAGCACCCCCAGUCCAGCAGCCUCUUCCAAUGGCCCAACCACCUACCCUGCCACAGGUCCUGGCCCCGCAGCCCGUGGGCGCUGUCCAGCCAGUGCCCUCUCAUUUGCCUCCAUACCUGGCUCCAACCUCCCAGGUGGUGGCCCCUGCUCAGCUGAAGCCUCUCCAGAUGCCGCAGCCACCUCUGCAACCUCUUGCUCAAGUCCCUCCGCAGAUGCCUCAAAUGCCUGUGGUUCCCCCCAUCACUCCCUUGGCAGGGCUCGACGGCCUCCCUCAGACCCUCACUGAUCUGCCAGCUGCAAAUGUGGCCCCUGUGCCACCGCCUCAGUAUUUCCCACCUGCUGUGAUCUUGCCAAGCCUCACAACGCCCCUGCCCACAUCACCGGCCCUGCCUCUGCAGGCUGUCAAGCUGCCUCAUCCCCCUGGAGCACCCCUGGCUGUGCCCUGCCAGACCAUCGUGCCAAAUGCACCAGCUGCUAUCCCCCUGCUGGCCGUGGCCCCACAGGGUGUGGCUGCACUGUCCAUCCAUCCAGCAGUGGCCCAAAUCCCUGCCCAGAUCCCAGCCCAGAUCCCAGCCCAGAUCCCAGCUCAGCCUGUGUACCCAGCAGCCUUCCCACAGAUGGCACCUGGAGACAUCCCACCCUCACCCCACCACACGGUGCAGAGCUUACGGGCCACCCCUCCACAGCUGGCCUCACCUGUGCCUCCUCAGCCUGUCCAGCCCAGUGUCGUCCAUCUACCUGAGCAGGCUGCUCCAACCGCUGCCUCAGGGACCCAGGUCCUGCUGGGCCACCCUCCUCCGUACACUGCGGAUGUCGCUGCUCCAGUCUCUGCUGUGUCCCUGCCGCCUGCUGUCCUUUCCCCUCCUCUGCCAGAUGCUCUGCUGCCUACUGCCCCCGAGCUCCUGCCCAAGCUCCCCAGCUCCCUGGCCCCCACAGUGGCUGCAGCCUCUCAGAGCGUGCCCACCCAGACCUCUACGCUACUCCCGCCAACAAACCCACCUCUGCCCACUGGGCCUGCAGUCGCUGGUCCCUGCCCUGCUGUCCAGCUCACGGUGGAAGUGACUCAAGAGGAGCAGGCCUCGCAAGACAAGCCCCCUGGUCCCCCACAGAGCUGUGAGAGCUUUGGAGGUUCCGAUGUUACCUCUGGAAGAGACCUGAGUGAUAGCUGUGAAGGCACCUUUGGAGGGGGCAGGCUGGAGGGUAGGGCUGCCCGGAAACACCACCGUAGGUCCACUCGUGCGCGCUCCCGGCAGGAGAGGGCCAGCCGGCCUCGGCUCACUAUUCUGAAUGUGUGUAACACGGGGGACAAGAUGGUGGAGUGUCAGCUGGAAACGCAUAACCAUAAGAUGGUGACCUUCAAGUUUGACCUUGAUGGGGAUGCUCCUGAUGAGAUUGCCACAUACAUGGUAGAGCAUGACUUCAUCCUGCCCGCCGAGCGAGAGACAUUCAUCGAACAGAUGAAGGAUGUCAUGGACAAGGCGGAAGACAUGCUCAGUGAGGACACAGAUGCUGAUCAUGGCUCUGACACAGGGACCAGCCCUCCACACCCGGGUACCUGUGGUCUGGCCACGGGGGAGGAGAACGGACAGUCCCAAGCCAACGCCCCUGUCUAUCAGCAGAAUGUCUUGCACACGGGAAAGAGGUGGUUUAUCAUCUGUCCAGUGGCUGAACACCCAGCAACAGACACUUCUGAGUCAUCACCCCCACUUCCUCUAAGCUCCUUACAGCCAGAAGCCAGCCAAGACCCAGCGCCCUAUCCAGACCAGCUGUCCUUGAAGGACAAACCUAGUUUCCCAGCUGCUCAGCAGCUCCUGAGCCAGGCAGGCUCCAGCAACCCUCCUGGUGGAGCAUCAGCCCCCUUGGCCCCGUCUUCCCCUCCUGUGACUACCGUGAUCCCGGCAGCACCAGCCACCAGCACCGUGCCAGAGUCAGCAUCAGGGACUGCCGUGCAGGCAGGGGGUCCAGGGACCCAUCAAGGACCAGCCAGUAUCCAUGAGACCCACCAGCCACUGGUCGAGACUCACCAUACCCAGUGUGCUACCCAGCCCCUCAGCACUGGCCAAGGACCUUGCACCCCAGCUCCAGAAGCCUCUCGCUGCUCCACAGGUCUGGGGGAGCCCAUCUCAACCAGGGAGGUCAGCACUAUAGGGGAGCCCCUGCCUGCUUCAGUGCCAGAGCCCAGCCCCCCCAUUGGGGCCACGCAGCCUGUACCGGGUCAGCCACCACCCCCACCGCCCAACACAGUGGGAACUAUCAGCCUGGCAACUCCCCAGCUCCCCAGUCCCCCCCUGGGGCCUACUGCUCCCCCACCACCACCCUCAGCCUUGGAAUCAGAUGGGGAAGGGCCACCCCCUAGGGUAGGCUUCGUGGACAACACCAUCAAGAGCCUGGAUGAGAAACUGCGGACUCUGCUCUAUCAGGAGCACGUGCCCACCUCCUCAGCCUCGGCUGGGACUCCCAUGGAGGCAAGCGAUAGAGACUUCACCUUGGAGCCCCUGCGAGGAGACCUGCCCUCAGCUUUGAGUGACAGGACCCCAAGCCUCACCCAGCAGGCCCAGCCCUCAUUGGAAAAGUCAGAAACGGCCCCUGCAGGAUGGGCCCUGGCCCAGCGGGAACAGGGUGCGUCUUCUCCAAUGACAGCAGAGUCAUCUUCCAGCAACACCCUGGGCUGUGACAGUGACACAGGGCAGGUGGCCUCAGACUCCCCCCCAGCACCCAGUGUCCCCCAGGAUGCCCCUGUUUCUUCCCUCCCUACUACACACGUGGAUCCCAAAGAUCAGAACAGGAGUGUUCCCAGAGAAGCCUUGGUUGCACCCGUGCAGAGUUGCCCGGGGACCUUCACAGAGGGUAGCCCAGCCCAGAUGCGUGGCGCUCGGGUCUCCGGGUCCCCUCAUAAGCGGCCAGGGCAGCAGGACGGCAGUUCUCCAGCCAAAACCGUGGGCCGCUUCUCUGUGGUCAGCACACAAGACGAGUGGACUCUGGCGUCGCCUCACAGCCUGCGGUACUCUGCCCCACCUGAUGUCUACCUGGAUGAGAUCCCCUCCAGCCCUGAUGUGAAGCUGGUUGUGCGGCGGGUACAGACAGCCUCCUCCAUCGAGGUUGGCGUUGAGGAGCCUGCCUCCAGUGACUCUGGGGAUGAGUGCCCGAGGAGGAGGCCUCAGGUGCAGAAGCAAUCCUCUCUGCCGGGUAGUGGUGGUGUGGCAAGUGACUUUGUGAAGAAGGCCACUGCCUUCCUGCACAGGUCUUCAAGGGCGGGCUCGCUGGGCCCUGAGACACCCAGCAGGGCAGGUGUGAAGGUCCCUACCAUCAGCAUCACCUCCUUCCACUCCCAGUCAUCCUACAUCAGCAGCGACAAUGACUCAGAGUUUGAGGACGCAGACAUAAGGAAGGAGCUGCGAAGUCUGCGGGAAAAGCACCUGAAGGAAAUCUCUGAGCUACAGAGCCAACAGAAGCAGGAGAUUGAAGCCCUGUACCGCCGCUUGGGCAAGCCACUCCCUCCCAACGUGGGGUUCUUCCACACGGCUCCUCCCAUGGGCCGCAGGAGAAAAACCAGCAAGAGCAAAUUGAAGGCUGGCAAGCUGCUGAACCCCCUGGUGCAACAGCUCAAGGUCGUGGCCUCCAGCACAGGUCAUUUGUCUGACUCCAGCAGAGGCCCUCCCACUAAGGACCCUGCCCACGCCAGCACGCCCCCGGGCACCAAGGCAGUUCAGACCCAGCAGCCCUGCUCCGUCCGGGCCUCCCUGUCCACAGACAUCUGCUCCGGUUUAGCCAGUGAUGGAGGCGGAGCGCGUGGCCAAGGCUGGACGGUUUACCACCCAACGUCUGAGAGAGGGGCCUAUAAGUCUAGUAGCAAGCCUCGUGCUCGAUUCCUCAGUGGACCCGUAUCUGUGUCCAUCUGGUCAGCCCUGAAGCGUCUCUGCCUAGGCAAAGAACACAGCAGUAGGUCUUCCACCAGCAGCCUGGCCCCAGGCCCUGAGCCAGGUCCCCAGCCCACCCUGCACGUCCAGGCACAGGUGAACAACAGCAACAAUAAGAAAGGCACCUUCACGGAUGACCUGCACAAGCUGGUGGACGAGUGGACAACCAAGACGGUGGGCGCGGCGCAACUGAAGCCCACACUCAACCAGCUGAAGCAGACGCAGAAGCUGCAUGACAUGGAGGCCUCUGGCGAGGCGCGGGCUACAACUGUGCCUCCAGCAGGAGUGAGGACACCGUGUUUGGCCCUGGCACCCGGCCCUCUGUCCACCACAGCCGUUCCUGGAGCCACCCCAGCCCUGCCUGUGCCCAUACCAGGUACUGUCCACUCCAGCCUCUCAGGCCCUCCCUGUGCACUGCCUCUGAGUCAGUAUGGAGGCCUGCUCCCUGUUCCUGUGUCCUGGGGGCCCUGGGUGGCCUCAGGGAACCCACAGGGGUCUUGGGGCAGUCAGAGCCCCACUAAGGUCCCUAUGCUGCCAGUGUUCCUGCGGCCACCUGUUAUCAGCACGCCAGGCCCCCGGCUGCACAUCACGUAGCCCUCUGCCCUGCCCUGGCCAGAUGGAGCACUCUGAAUCGUGUGGAAGAACCCGGUUGUGGUGUGGCCUCCUCAUGGCUCCUCCACAUGGGCCCAGGGCACAGAGCCCCAGCCAAGGGGGCAGGAGAGGGCAGCAAGACACUUUCCCUGCUGCCUCAGACCCCACCGCUCUUAGGUCCCUCCAGUCUUGCACAGGCAGGCUUCACAUCCACUGCCUGUCCUUGGUUGAGGAUUAGAACCUCGUCAUCCCCCUGCAGCAGCCCAGUGCCUUGAGUUCCAGCUUUUCUGUUUUCUGAUGGAAAGACAAGUUUUAAAAGGCCAUUGAUUGAUCAGCAAAGGUGGAUUUCAUUACAGUUAACAUGUACAUUGCUGUCUCCACUGUGUGAUGUUGCAGAGAUGGGAAUGGGGUACAGAUAUGAAGCUGAUAGUUCUAGUGUAAACGCUUAAAAACAGAAACUAAAGUGAACAUUAACAAUGUGACCUGCCAAUGCUGGAUGAGCCCAUCUCACCCUUGAUAGAGUGAGGUCACCCUGGUCAUGUUCAAUAACAGAGCCACAGGACCCGCCUGAAGUUGGUCUCCCUGUGAGGAGUGUCAGCAGCUUUGUUGAGCCGUGAGGAUCCUGCCAAGAAACAAACGGGUGAAUGCCCUGGUAGCCAGCAGGCUGUUAUGGCACCGUACAGACAAACACCAUCAUUCAGCUCAGGGGUCCCCACUCUCUUCCUUUUCCAUGGUUUCCACAGAGGCCUGUGCUCUGCCCACCCUACCCUGCAAAUUCCUCUCCAGGCUAUCCUCAGGCCUGCCUACUGAGGGGCGGAGUAUUUCUGGAGGUUUCCAUGACACUUGUCCUGGGGGGCGAUGAAAGCCCCCUGACUCCCUCUGGGCAAAUGUUUUAUGCCUCCAGUUGGAGGGUGGGCUGCCUGGGGUGACCCUGCUGUGAACUGUACAGUUAAGCUGUACUCAUGAGAACCAGCUGAAUUAUUUUGGUUUAAAUACACUAUUCCAUCAAUUCCAUUAGAAUUGACUUUUCAGGGGGCUGAGCAGAGUCUUCUGCCAGGCCACAACAAUGCAAUAAGAGAUUUCUGUUCUCUGCGUCUGGUCUGAAAACCACCCAGGCCCGCUUCUUAGUGAAGUGAGCCUGCCUUCUCCCACUCCUCUUGCGCCCAAGUCCUUUCCUACUAUGACACCGCUAGUGGCAUGGGAUCCCCAAGAGACUGUAUGUGCGAAGGAGAAAAAUAAACGUUUGCUUGAAAAUAC